AUGGGACGCGGAUCUCGAUCAUGGGACGACAAGUCGUACUCGCUUUGGCGUGGCUCGGCUUAUGUGUCGCCAAAGAACCGAGCGCGCCCACACUGGGAGGGCCAGGAUGGGUGGAAGCAGCCGUCGCUCCCGACCUUUCCAGCUUUCGAUGCUAUGCCGUCGAGCUCGAGUGCCAAGGGACCGAAGAAAGAGGCCGAGGACACUUCGGUGCGUGCCCCUGGCGUAUUCCAUGGCUUGCAGGAGGCCCUCACAGCCUUCAGCAAAGCAGAGGGCAGAGUGGACAGGUGCCUCAAGACGCAGGAGCGCACCUCGCUUUUGUGGCAGGAGUACCAGAAGAAGAUGAAGGAUGCCCUCAUGCGCGAGAAGAGCCGUUUUCAGGCCAGGAUGGCCAAGUUGGCCCGCGAGCAUCAGGAUGCGGAGCUGCACCGCGAAGCUGCCAGGGCAUGCGUGCGCAAUUUCUACACUGGACAGCAGGACAGUACAGCGGUGCCCACCCCGAUGGAGGAUGGAGAUGCAGAGGUGGAGGCGAUGUUCGAUCAGUGGAUGGCGGAGAAGCCUCCGGGGCAGGACUACCAGGCUCUGCUUUCCAGAGCUCUUGGACGCCUUCGAGGCCAGCGCAUGGUGACGGAUGGGAUUCCGGGGCCUUCGGCACCUGUUCCGACACCAGCACCCGACGUCAGCUUGGAGGAGCAGCUUCGUGCUCGCAGAGCUCUCAAUCCCUUUGGUCUGCCUUCGACGACCACGGAGCAUAUGAGGCCUACCGAACCGGUUCCCACGCCCUUUUUGGACGACGACGAGGACGACCCGGAUUUGGAUGGUGGCCUUACCGCGGAGGAGCUGGCCAGGCUGCAAGCCAAGAGGGAUGCGUCGGGGUGCUUGUGCGGUGGCACCCUUGCCUUUGCGCCCGGCUUUGACUGUGGGGGUCGCCUCGGCCUCGGCUCUGGGUUUGCCUCAAUCCCCUUUGUACCUGCCAGCUUGGCUUUCGCCCCCGCCUUCUUUCCAGGUGCUGGAGCUGUCAACCCUGCCAGGCGGCCUCACGAUAUUGAUCUUGAGGAGCUUGCGCAUCAUAUUGGACAGCCCUUACUGCGCGCUGGGCCACUUGCGCCUACGCUCUUCGACCAAGGCCAAUCUCGAGUUAUCCCACUUGAUUGUGUGACUGACCUCCCGGAGCCUGUCGGUGGUCAGGAUGCUAGGUGGCUGGGAGUUGCUGUGUUUACGCCGCACUAUCGGCCGGUCCGUCUGGCCGUCCUAUGCCCACCGGGGCAGGGGCUUGACUAUGUCACGGACGUUGUUCUUCAAUCGGCCCCUGGUGCCGAGUCCCGCCUGUUUGAUCGGUGCGUGCCGGCCCGCCCUCUGCAGUUUCAUGGCUGGUGCACUUUAGUCAGGUUUCCCUCUAUAGCUUCCAUGUCACCUGAUGGUGUGAUGCGAGCUGUUAUGGUUGACCUUACUAUGGUCGGCGGACACUAUUACGCCUGUUUGCUGCCAGAGGACAUCGCCUUUGAUGAGCUUAUGCACUUUGCAACGCAGCAGGCGUCCUACUCCGAUGUCGAUAUCGUUCUGCAUGUCGGUAACAGCCCUGUUGCCCAUGAGGCGGACGUGAAUGGCUAUGGCACCAGACCGCUGAAGAAUUAUUCCAGGAUGCUGAAUCAUGGCAGCCGCCGCUUGAGAUGCCGAAACUUUCUCCUGCUACUGGUGUGCUUGUUCACCAUGGUCCUGAGCGUGUCUUUAUGCCGCGGCACCAUCAUUAUGGGCAAUCGCCUCUCUCUGCAAUAUCCACGAUGUGGGAUUAUCGAAUGCACUGUCUGCGUCUUCCUCACCCCCGACCUCGAGUACCGUGGUAACCCGUGUAUGCAGGCUGCUUGUGUAGUCAAUCUCCCUAGUGCGCAGCUUGAUGCACCGCUCGCUUGGCGGAGACGCGACUUCUUUGCACUCUGCGACUUCCGAGGUCUGGGAUAUGGUAUACGCAUCGCUUACAGCAAUGUGCCAUGGCUGCACUUGCCAUCCGUUGCAGCCGUUGCAGGGGUGCACCUCCCGCCCAACCUACAGCUCGCUGCUGUAGGCUGGGAGCCUUUGGGUGAUGAGGCCAAAUCAGAGCAGGCCAUGGAGAGGGAGGUCACGUUCCCGGACACCGGGGGCCUUCUCCAUUCUCAUUCUAUUACCGGCUUCUCCCCGCCCCUUGCCACCUGCAAGCUCCUCAGGGAGCCAACCUCCCACACCGUCGCCCAGCGUGAGCGUAUCGACCAAGCCCGUGAUUUUGUGCGACAGGCUGGUCGACAGUGGGGUUACCUACCAGCCGAUGAUGAGUUUGCCGGUGACCAUGAUCCUGAGGAAGGUUGGGAGUCUGACGUUGAUUCACUUCAGGAGGGUGAGGCCGAGUUCACCUUCUUUGUGUUGCGUAUCGAGUACGUGCCUGAGAUUGUGCUAGAUGCGCCAGUCGCCGUGCAAGAAGCGCUUGCGCUCAUUCCCCAAGUCCGUGACCCUGUCAGCACUCGGCUCUAUCCAUAUCUUAUCGUUGUUGAUCCCCAGCCGUCGCAGGCCUCGGGCCUCUUGCUCUCGAUGCCGGGUUGGGCCACAGAUGAGAUCGUUGUGUGUUGCGACCUCUCUGCGUUCGAUGGGCGAUUGUUUGCGGCUGAUGCCCCAGCGGUUGCCUCGCGCGAGGUCAUUCUGCGCAUGUGUGAGUUGGAUCAGGAGGCUGCCGCGGAUAUCUAUGUUGGCACAGGCGAUGUUCCAUUGGUCGACAGAGAGGUGCCGCUACGCCCAGGUGUCUGCAUUUCGGUUGUCCGUCGCUUUGCCCUGCCUGGGCCAUUCUAUUCCCUCCGGGAGACCCUUCAGAGCUCCGCCACUUGGGACGACGAGCCGCAGUUGCCCAUUGGCCCAGCGGGCGGAGGCUUUUGUGCUGUGAGCGAGCAGGGACACCGCCGAUUCCCUGUCGACCCCACUGCGUUCUUUGCAGACCGACGCGCCGUUGCUAAUGCCUUUGCCAUUCAGGUUGAUGAGCUAGUCAUCCAGCCAGCGGUGCCUGUGAUCGGUGACGUUGCUAUGAAAGGGGUGUACUGUCGCAAUGUCUGUGCUAUCGCGACUGCUCGCGAUCCCGUCACUCUGCAACCCGCGCCUGAUCUGCUCGCUACGGUUGUCGAUUGCCGAGCACUUUUGCAGGGGUGGCUCUUGCUCACCUCAGAAGACGGCCGCAUAGACAAAGAGGACCUUGUGAAUGUCCUGUCAACAUUCGCGCCUCCUGGUUGGUGUGUCCAUCUGGAAGGACUCUUAGAGGCGGAUGGCACCGCUUCCGUCCUUGCUGGUCGACCGGUUUAUGCCUCCUUUGUUCCGCUCCCUGCACUUGAGGGCCAUGAGGAGGAAGAUGGCGAAAGCGAGACACCGGCCGAUAUCGACAUGGUUGUGGAUGCUGGGCCUGUUACAGCCCUCAAUGUUCCAGGUCCCGCCUAUGCUGAGCCUGCUGUCGAUACUGCAGAUGUGUCCCCAGACCGGAAUUUGCUCCGGUUGUUGCUCGCUUUGACCUUCGGCCUGGUGCCACGAUUCCAGCGGCAAGGACAAUAUGAUGUCUACGUGCCUAAUUCUGAUACGUCCCUGCAGCCCAGACAGGAGUGUUUUCUCCAGCACGGUAGCUGUGUUGUCAUUGUCCCGGCACCUGGCCGGAAUUUGGUAGCCUCUUCCCUGCUGGCUAUGCUCGCAUCCGCCGACGGCUGGGGUACCUCUGACGUGCCCCCUGUCGUUGCAGGCGAUUGGGUGCAUGUUAUUGGGGAAGAGGGGCCCACUAGUUUCUGCCAUGCCGUUGGGCGUCGGCGCUUCCUCGGACAGGCCUUGUCUGAGGCCCUGCACCUGCCGUCCGGUUCCUUUGCUGCCCAGCACGCCUGCCCUGACUUGUGUGACUACUCUGACGCAGGCCGUAGUGCACAUACCGUUGUCGCUGUGACGCAGGCACAUCUCGUUGAGCCCGAUGAAACGGCGGCUGGGUGUGUCUGCUUCCUUGACCUCCGAGCCCUUAACUGUGGUUUGACGUGGGCCUUUACCCCUGACCGAUUUGUCUCUCCGAGCCCUUAUGUGCCCCUUUCAAAGAUCACCUGCGGAUCCUCUGUCAUCUGUGCCGAUCGAGUUAUCAAGUGUCCCCCGGCUUUCACACACCAUGCUUUCCCCGAUAGCAAGCCGUGGCUCACCCCUGUACUCUCGGCACUUCUCCCAGUUGAUGUUGAGACUGCUGCCGAUCUUCUCCCACUUGAUUAUCGGCCUCAUUCUUGCUGGAAACUCCUCUGUGAGCCCGUGGCUUCUGCAGCCGGUGCUGAUCACCGCUUUGCUGCGGCCCGCACGGCCACACGGCUCCUCGGCCAGCGAUGGCCCUUCGACCCUGCCUGGUCCCCCGUUAUGCCGGUGCAGGAUGAUGAUGUGCACUCGGUAUCCUCGGAGGCUCUUGAAGGCGACUUGGUUGUUGAGGCUGUAUUCUGCCUUUUUGCACCCGGGUAUACUCCUGAGUGUGGCCACAACCCCAGCCUUCAUGGGGUGCACUUCUUGCUAUCCCUGGGUGGCUUCAACAUCGGGCUGCACCCUGUCGCUGAGGUCGAUGUUUUCCUCCCUGAAGCGAUCGAUCCUAUGCCUGCGGGCGGCGACUUCCAUGUUCAAUCUGGGAUGUGCAUUGUCUUCCUCCCGAUCGGGAGGGUGCCGGCCGAGCACUACUUGAUCGCCACUGACCAAGGCAUCUCCCCUUUCCGACUCUUGCCGGAACGUUCCAUGUUUCUACGGGCCGACCUUCCCCUGCAGCGUGAUGCAACCGUGUAUGGCUACCCGUGUCGCAACGUCGUCUUGCUUACGCAUGAUCAUGGCCCUCGCUCUGACGAAGAGGAGAUUUCUUGCCUGGUUGACUGCCGACCGCUGUUGCUUGGGUGGCUUCCCCUGUACACCAACGGUGGCCAUGUAAACCUCAACUUCCUUAAGGCCUCCCUUCAGCCAAGUGCGUCAGAGGGAUGGGAGGUUAACCUGCGUGGCAUCCCUAGACAUUGGACCUGGACCUGGUUAGAACCCGGGCAGGUCAUCGCCGCUACGCUUGUCCGCAGGGUUGUACCUACUGUUCCUGCCGCCGAUGUGCACGGUGAGGACCACGGGACCUCUGAUGACAAUCUUGAUGGACACUUGCCACACGCUUCUGCUGCCAAUGGCCAAGUUGACCACCACGGCACAGGUCCAGGCUCUGAGGUCGUUGACGCUGCUCUGGCCCCGCUGAACACAGGCUACGUUGAUGUUCCCCUCCGGACUAGGCAGCAUCUGCUCUGGGGUCUCCUUGCUACGGCUGUCGCAGCGCUGAGCAUGACAGGCCUGCUCCUUCUAUGCUCCCGCGUUUGUGUGCCUUGCAGCUACCACCAUGUUACCGGCGGCGCCGGUGAGGGGACCCGUGGCAUCCUGGCGCUCGCUGCUUUAGGAACCCGAAGGCGUGCUCUAGGUUUUGCAGCCAUCUCUGCCAUUGCUCUUGCUAUUGAGCUCCCGGGGGUUGGGGCCGUCUGCCCCUCAGGGGUCGACGUUGUGGGUGUGUCUAAAAAUAAACGCCCUGACCUGGCAUCCACUCAUGGCCCACGACCCUUACCCACACCCUGCCGCUCCCUCUGUCACAACGCUGGCCCUGUGACUCGAGUCAGCCGUGGCAGCGGCCACGGUGACGGCCCUAUCAGGUCGCCCUGCCCCGAGCGCCUUGUCACUCUUCUUGAGGAGAGUGUGCAGUGUACUGGCGGGUAUCCCUUCUUUCUUGCCGCCACCCUCGUUGACACUUUGGUGGAACACUUCGCAGUGAAGGGCCACGGAAGUCGGUCUGAUGGCCCGCGGGCACUUUCCCUUUGCGACCUUGUUGCCCCGCCCCGCGACGACCUUCUGGCGUGGAGCAUCCCACUUUGGCAGGUCCCAUGCUUGUCACACCGCCUCGCCAGUGCCUUGGACAAGCUGCCGUGCCCUGAGCCUUUGAGCAUAGGCCCUCUCAACCUUGGUUUCAACGCUGCUGCUCUUCGUGACCUGCUGCAGCAGCCCUGUCUUCUGGCGCCGGUUUCCGCGCUCCAGCGCUUUGCUACCGCCCAGGACCGGGCCAAGAUUGCUGCAUCCCGGUCCUUUGCUGAUGAUCUACAGGGGGAGGUUUUGCACUGCUUCACUGAUGGCUCUUUCACCCCGCCCAGCCACGGAAGCCCCGCUCUUUGUGGUUGGGCGUGUGUCUUUGUGCACCCUAGGUGUGCUGCGGCUGGGGUGGUGUCCGGGACUGUCCCGCAAGCCCUCCUCGCGGGAGAUGAGACCUCUGCCUUUGUCGCCGAGUGCUGCGCGCUCAUUGCUGCCUUACGGAUCUCUGCGUGCUACCUCGACACCACCCCCCUCGUUUUUGGUGUUGAUUGCCUGGCUGCUCUCGGUCUCGCGGAUGGGACCAUGCUCAGCUCAGGUAAGGCAGUUGCGGGUGUCUUGUUUCGGAUUGGAUCGAUGAACCGCAUGCUCUGUCCAGCCACCCGCGUCUUCCGGCAUACGCCGGGGCAUAGCAAGAUUCUCGCUAACGAAAUUGCAGACCUCGCUGCUCGUCAAGCAGCCCAGGGCCACCCCGUGGGCCAACUUGCCUGGGAGUUUGAGGGCAGCGACACUUGGUGGUGUGAUGGCGGCACUGCGCUUGAUUGGGCUGGCCUCGCCCUUACCUGCCAUGUUGGGCAUAGUUCCCUGCCACCCCUGCGGCGAGGGCCUGUGCCGGUAUCUGAUUCCGAUGCGGGGUUAGGGCCAGCCCAGCUCUUGGGGCCCUUCCGCCCCGACUACGAUUGUGAGGAUCAACCUGCUCAACGCGGCACGCUUCGGUUGACGGUUGGUACUUACAAUGUUCUCUCGCUGUGCGGGAAGUCCUUUGGUGACCACCCUGGUGCCGGCCUUGCGUAUGUUGCCGGCCGCCCCACGCUCCUGGCAAACUGCUUGCAAUCCCAUAAGGUCGACGUUCUAGCUGUGCAGGAGGCUCGUACCGAGGCCGGCACUGUUACUACGGGUAACUUUAUUCGCUACUGCUCCGGAGCCCUGAAGGGCAACUUCGGUACCGAACUGUGGUUUCGCGAGGGGGCACGGGUUGUUACGGCUUCGGCUGGCGGUGAGGCUCAAGUCUGCUUCCGUAAGCAGCACUUCAUCGUACUGCAUGCAGACCCACGUCGUCUUCUUGUCCUCUUCCACAGCGUUGACACCCGGCUUGUCUUUGCCUCCCUGCACGGGCCCCAUAAAGGCUCCGAGGCGGGACAUCUUGACUCAUGGUGGCGUGAGACGAACCGCCUCCUUGCAGGCGUCAGUGCCCGCGGAGAUUUUGUCUUGCUUGGUGAUUUUAAUGCCGACCUUGGCUCCGUCGAGUCGUGUGCCGUAGGCGUGCUGGGGGCCACGGAACAAGAUUCCGCUGGGGAAUUUUUGCAUGACCUUGUACUCCGCUCUCGACUUUGGAUACCAUCAACGUGGUCUGACGUGCAUGUCGGGCCCUGCGGCACGUAUCUACAGAAGCGCAAUGGAGCUGAGAGCAGGUUGGACUAUGUCUGCCUUCCACAGGCAUGCAGACAUCCCAGGCGUGGGCAUAAGGGGCGAAGGUUCGAUGCACAGGCUAUGUUGACGCCCGGUGGCAGAGAUAAGGUUGCGAACAUUCUCCGACAUGCGCCACUAAUUCCCUGGCAUGUGAGUGCCGAUGCGCAUGCUGCCCAGCUUGUUGGUUACGUGCAGCGCGAACUCGAACUUGCCUUUCCGGCCCCCAAAGGUAAGCAACGGCAUCCCUUUCUUUCUGACCACACCUGGCCGCUCCAUGCAAGGGCGGCGCAUCUGAGGAGACGCCUGGCACGGUUAAGGGUUGCUGUACGGUUCCAUUCUGUUGCUGCAGCCUUUUCCACAUGGCGCUAUGGCCGCGGCACUCUCUCAGAAGCCAUACAUGCCACCCGGUGGAUGCGGCAAGCGGUUGAGGUCGAGUCCGCUCUUGCUGCCGAGCUCCAAGACAAGGCAAGGAGCCUCCGUCUUGGUUGCCGGGCCGACCGGACACAAUACCUCUCUGCGCUUGCGGAUCAGGUUGGGGAGGGCAAGGACGCGUCUUUCGAAGCACUGCGGAAGCUUCUCGGCCACAAAAAGCGUAAACCAUUUACGCCUGAGGUAUUGCCGCAGCUCCUCGAUGAGCAUGGAGUUCUUUGUCCAUCUCCUGCUGCCACCACGGCCCGCUGGCGGCAGCAUUUCAGUGACAUUGAAGGGGGGUACGCCGCUACUCCUGAGCAGAUAGCUAACCUUUGUGCCCCACCGGCUAUCGCAAUCGAUAGCAUACCACUUGAGGAUUUUCCUGCCCCGGCCGAUCUCCUCAAUGCUAUCCUUUCAGCCAAAACCGGGAAGGCCAGCGGACCCGAUGGGGUACCUGUUGAGUUUGGCAAAGCAUGCCCAGCUCUCUGGCAGGGCAUUCUCCUUCCCCUUCUCCUUAAAGUUGGGCUCCACUGCCGCGAACCCAUUGGCCUUAAGUCUGGCAUCCUCACGUGGAUGUACAAAGGCAAGGGUAGCAAGCUCACCUGCGCCUCUUACAGGGCCAUCAUGCUGCUGUCUACUGUUGCGAAGACGCUGCACAGGGCUUUUCGCCCGGCUCUUUACCGGUUCUUCGAUCACCGAUCGCUUCCUGUCCAGAUCGGCGGCAAGAAAAGCACUACGGUGCUCUUUGGCGCGCAUCUCAGCAGGUCUUUUCUUGCCUGGCGGGCCAGCCGAUCGUUGUCUGGGGCGAUUUUGUUUGCGGACGUGGCAGCUGCCUAUUACAAUGCUGUCCGGGGUCUGACUGCUCGGGACCUCAAUGCAGACGACCCUGCGGGCCCUCUUGUUCCACCUGAAGUCGCUACUCGGCUUGAGGAACCAAGUGCUCUCCGAGCGGGCGGCGCGGAGCCGUGGUUGGAAGCGCUGACGCACGACUUCAAUCACAACACCUGGAUGACCCUUAAGGGCGACUGUCAACACAUCGUUACCACCAAAGGCAGUCGUCCCGGGUCUUCGUGGGCCGACCUUUUCUUCGGGGUCACCGUCCCGGGCAUCCUGGCCCUGAGGGAUCAACUCCGUGCUGAAGUGCUUGGAGAGACGGUGUGCAGCCAGCCCAACUUCGUUUUGUGGGAUGGGGCCCGGACCUUCAGCAGCUCUAUCCAGCCCUCCAUUGCCGCUCCUCUCACGGAAGUUGUGUGGGCCGAUGACGUGUCCUCUUACCUGUGCUUGGCUGAGCCCUCCACGGCUGCCUUUCGGCUCGGUGUUGAAACUUCCGUGUUGGUUGAUGCAUUCGCGGGUUACGGUUACAGCCUCUCUUUUGGCCCUGGCAAGACAGCCGCUGUCGUGGCCUUGCGCGGCAAGGGUGCCAGGCAGGCUCGGCGCUGUCUCUUCACAGGGACUGCCACAGUCCCCGUUGUCUCCGAGCACCGCCUUGGCGAGCGACUGCCACUCGUUUCAGUUUACAAACACCUUGGUGUACAGGUUGCGGCUGCUGGUUCCGAGGUAAAGCAACGCAUCGCCCAGGCCUGGGUCGCCUUCCGUCAGGGUCGCACAAAGGUGUACCGGUCCAAACGCUUGACUCUGGUGCGCAAGGGUAACCUCCUACGCUCGCUUGUGCUUUCCCGACUUCUCUUCGGGAGUGGCUCGUGGGGGACCCUGCGCAUUGGCGAAUUCCAGGCAUUCAGCCGUUGCCUGGGCGCUAUGUAUCGACAGUGUCUGUGCGUCCAUCCCAACGCAGAUCAGGAAAUCUCUACGGAGGCGAUGUGCUCCUUGCUGGGGCAACCGGAUGCCCUCACCAUCCUGCGGGUUGAACGCCUGCGCUAUGCCCGCCAGCUUGUGGCCACGGGGCCUGACGUGCUGUGGGCGCUGCUUAAGCACGAAGCGGCGUUUACCGGGGCCGUUCAAGAUGCGUGCAGGUGGCUCUACCGUUGGGUUUGUGAUACCUCUCCUCUGGGGGAUCCGGCCACCGCUUGGGAUGGAUGGGUCCGUGUUAUGUUGGAAAGGCCGCGACUGUUUCGAGGCCUCAUCAAACGCGCCCGUGCACUUGAGUGCCUCAGGCUUGGAGCAUAUGCUGCUUUCCAGGCAGUGCAUAAGGCCCUGUGCCUUGUCGGAUGUGCGACCCGACCGGAUGCCACAGACCCCGAUGCAGUGGUUGAGUUCCGCGACGCCUGCCUGUUGUGCCGCGUGGCCUUCUCGUCUCGGGCCGCAUGGGCCGUGCACGCUGCUAAGUGCCACGGGUACAGAGCACCCGCCACUCUCCUUGCCCGUGAGCAAGCCACCCCCUUCUGUGCAGGCUGCGGUCGACUUUAUGCCAAUCACAACCGACUUCGGCGUCAUCUGCUCCAUGCCGCAGUGUGCCGCACGCGGUGGGGCGCCUUCCAGCCCGAGGGGGGAACUCCUUGCACGCUCCCGGCUCUCCACGAGCAGAGACCACCCUGUCUGCUCCCUGGGGAAAUUGGUGCGGGGCCCGCUAGUGUUGACGCCUCUGUCAUCCACCCCGGCCUUCUUGAGGCCUUGCUGCACCUUCCUGCUCUUGACCCCGACCUUGUCUGGAGUACGGUCGUCGACUUCGUCGAACCGUUGUCUGUCUUGAAGGCUACUCUUGAAGCUUGGGCGGUCCAUGAGCAUGCGCAGCCAGGAUGUGCUGAGUGCGCCUCUGAUGCCGUUCUUCUUCUUGAUCCGGAGUUGUGGUGCGAUGACUUUCGCAGACCCAAAGCAGGCAGGCAGCAGCAGGCGGUUUGUGCGGCACUGGCACCGCCGAAGGCCUGUCGCUGUUCCUUUGUUCUGACGGGUCCCGAGGCCACGUUCAGGCUCGAUGAGCCACCUCUGCCUUCUAUGGUUUAUCCGUUCCAGGCAAGUGUACCUCUCGCCUGUGCUCGUCGGCAUUUUGCCUGGCUGGAGCAGGCCUGUGACAGUCUUGGCGCUUUCUUCCAGGCGUCCGCCUCCUCCCCUGCCAGCUUCCUUGCCUCCGGGGCUGCACUCCGUUGCCUAGAGCCCUUGACCUCUUGGGCUGUCGAAAGCGGUUUUGAGAAACGCUCGCGUGGCCUUUUUACGGCCCGCGAGUAA
Messenger RNA from Symbiodinium sp. CCMP2592, 11040 nucleotides. The record is from the annotation of a GenBank genome assembly. NCBI's taxonomy places the organism in Eukaryota, Dinophyceae, Suessiales, Symbiodiniaceae.